This is a messenger RNA of Ustilago hordei, 2598 nucleotides long. RefSeq lists its product as uncharacterized. Bases 1 to 2598 code for a protein of 865 amino acids. The record is from RefSeq and is a predicted model, not a curated record. The transcript has a single exon. Lineage: Eukaryota; Fungi; Basidiomycota; Ustilaginomycetes; Ustilaginales; Ustilaginaceae.
AUGUCACUACGCUUUCUAACUCGUCGGCGUGAUCGCUCCAACAGCACAUCCAACUCACUCGACAGCAAACCAUCCUCCUCCUCUCCUCUCCUCUCACCCCACGAUCCAUUUGCAAAAGGCAAAUCAGCAGUGCCAGCCCAAGUUCAAAUCAUCAGUUGGCACCCUCGCGAUCUCGAAUCUUCCGGUCGUCAAGUUCAUAUUCGAUCUAGAGCAGAUGACACUUGCUCAGCUACACCUGUAUACCAUGCUUUUACUGCAUCCUCUGUGCGCCGUGGUUCAGAGAUCUUGACGCCGCCGCAAGCAAGCAGUACCAGCAGCCAUAGUAGUCCUCGUCACGCCCCACGCCAUGUGCAGCAGACAAGGGUUGAAGCUAGUGCUGCAACCAGCAGAGCUAGACUUACGUCUGCUUCUUCUCGCAGCUACGAUGAUCAGUGCAGCAAGCCUGACUCGCUGCACUUGAAGCACCCAGUUUCUAGGCUAGUAGCAUCGACAUUGCUGGACACGCCUCGUAGCGAACAUGUCGAGCUGUUGCAGCCGAGUUGGCCUACGCCCGACAGGGAUGCACAAGAACAACGUAGCUCGCUCAUUCAUAGCCAUACUACGCCUCGACCUGCCGAGUCUCUCCCUCACCACACUAAGACCGCCGGCUACGAUGAUACCCUUACCGACACUGAGGACGCUUCAAUAUACUCUCGAAUGCCUUCCAGCUCACGCUCACACUUUGCCUCAAUCCACCCAAGCGCCUCUGUUGCGUCCCUAGCUAGCUUCCUCUCCUUAGGCGGUGGUUCAAAAGACACCCCAGCACCUGCAUCAACAGAGUUGACCAAGACGGCUUCAUCAUCAUCAUCUAGCUUCAACAACACUUUGCUCUCGCGUACGCCUUCUACUCGUCGACUACGUCGCAGCACGAAUGCCUCUUCGGCUGAUAUUCAAAUCUCAGCUUCUUCCACCGAAUCAGGUGCAGGGCCAAGUGUGGCGCCAGAGAUGAUUGCUUCACGAUCACGCAGCUCUUCGCUCAGUUCUUUGACGCCAAAGUUCUUGCGGUCCAAGCAAGGUGCACAGGCGCCCUCAACUCCAAGCGGCAAAAGCAAACGUUCCAGAGGUGCGCCCCCUUCAGCCUGGCGAUCAGACAUUGCAAGCACAGCAACAGCAGACAUGACAAGUGCCGAUGCUGGUGGUGCUUCCUCAACCUACAGCUCCGACAACCAAGGCUCUUCUCACGGCCACGGACAUCAACAGGAGCACACAAGUAGCAGCACACUCGGACACCUCCUCAGCAAAGUCGCAGUAUCAGCCCAUGUACGAAAGAGCAGUGCCGACGCAGCAUCAGACCGCUUCUAUCACCGCUCACCCGCACCCAACACCCACCGCCCUCUCACAGCAACAAUAGGCACAUCCUCCUCCCCCCUCCUAGCAUCAAGCAUCACAGCAGUAGACUCACCCAUCAUCUCCGGUCUCCCACUCCCAGAUCCUACACCCGCAUCCAUCUCUCUUCUGGUUACAAGUCAGUUGUUCAAACGUCUAGGACCACCACCUGUUGGUUUGGAACCACAUUGUUUCCACGAAAGGGUAGCACUGAUUCAGGGUUACGUGCAGAGUCAAGUUCCUCCCCCGCCAUGUCCUAAAUCUCCUCCUCAGGGUGUCCAAAGGGCGAGUCUUCCUCCUCCGCCAAGGAAGAGGAGGGAUGUAGCGGCGCUGGAGGAUGAGUUUGAUAAGUUGGAGUGUCUGGCCGAGGUUGAGAUGGCCAAGUUCGCCUCGGCUGGAGGAGUAGGCUUGGAGGAGUUGAGAUUGGAAGAAGCGUUUCUGGAAGCCAGAAGGAGGAGUGGCGUUGAUUGGAGUAGGAGUCAUUUCGAGCUAAGGUCUGCCGUUGGGGCUGGUAGUCCGAGAAUGAGGGAUGCAGUUCCUCCCGGCGUGAGCACGAGUGCAGGUUUAGGGCUCUUAACGCACAAAGAUGUAAGUGGAGCAGAAGGAGGGUUGGGUGUCUCACUAAAGCCGGCACCCAGGACAAGAAGAAGGCCUGUAAUCGUUGGUGCCGAUGCGGAGGAUGGGAAGGGUAAAAGGCCUACCACUGCUCCUGAAACAGAACAGGCCUGUAUAGCAGCAAAGUCAAACUUCACCUCCCCUCGCAGGAGAGAAGAAGGAGCGGGGCAAAGAGAACUAUUCACCCCACAAUCAUUCAGUUUUAAACCCCACCAACUCCACAAUACUUCUAUCGUGGACGAAGCUCGGUUGCAUUCUCCCCUCUCUCCCCUCUCACAACUUUUGCCGCUUACCCAAAACCCGGCACCAUCCAGCUACACCCCCACCUCAGGGUCCGGGAAGCAGAGAAGAGGUAGUAGCGAUAGAGAUAGUUCCUCGAGCCAUACUCACCAGUCGAAUUCCUCCGCGGCUACUUCGACCCAGUCACCGCUGUUUUGGAACCAUCAUCAUGCGUUCAGGGGCGGAGGAAGGUUGAAGAAGGGAGGAGGGGAGAUGGACGAAGGAACAGAGGAAGGAGAAGGGGAUGAAACGGAAGAUACGACUAGUUGCGAGAGUUUAAGUGAUGCAACAAAGGUUGUCCAGCAGCAACAGGCGCUGGGAGAUGGGGUUAUUUGGUAG